AUGACUGAAUCAAAAAAGACAUGGAUUGAUGUCCAAAAGAGAACCUUUACCGGUUGGGCCAACAACUAUCUCAAGGAACGUAUCUUAAAGAUCAACGAUUUGGGAGCCGAUCUCGAAGAUGGUGUUCUUUUGAUCAACCUUUUAGAAAUCAUCUCGUCCAAGAAGAUCCUCAAGUACAACAAGACUGCAAAGAUGAGAUUGCACAAGAUGGAAAACAACAACUUGGCCGUCGCCUUUAUCAAGUCUGAAGGUCUCAAGUUGGUCGGUAUUGGUGCUGAAGAUAUCGUCGAUGGUCAACUCAAGUUGAUCCUCGGUCUCAUCUGGACACUCAUUCUCCGUUAUCAAAUCCAAAUGGCCGAAACUGACUCUCCAAAGGCUGCUCUCCUCGAAUGGGUCCGUCAACAAGUCAAGCCAUACGGUGUCGUUGUCAACAAUUUCACUGACUCAUGGCGUGAUGGAAAGGUCUUGUCUGCCCUCACAGACUCUUUACAACCAGGUGUUUUAGAUAUGAACUCUUUAACCGGAGAUGCUGUAACUGAUGUUGAUCGUGCUAUGGAUGUCGCACUUGAAAAGUACGAAAUUCCAAAGAUUAUGGAUCCAUCUGAUAUGGUCAAUCUUCCAGAUGAACUUUCAGUCAUCACCUAUGUAUCAUAUUUCAGAGAUUACGCUGUCAACAAGGAAAAGAGAGACAAGGAAGCUUUGGAAGCUUUGGAACGUAAGAGAAGAACCACCUCUGAUGCCUCCAAGGUUGACGCCUGGGGUCCAGGUCUUGAAGACGGUUUCGUCAACAAGAAGGGAGACUUCCACGUCAAGGCUGUCAACUAUUACGGUGAGCCACUCCCAACCGGCGGUGAAAACUUUACCGUCAGCGUCGUUGGUGCCGAUGGUGAGGUCAUCCCAGUCACCCUCAAGGACAACGGCAACGGUAUCUAUGACGGUACCUACACUGCCUCCAACCCACAAAACUACACCGUCCAAAUCAAGUUGAACGCCGACGACAUCAAGAACUCGCCAUUCAACGUCAAGAUUGACGGUUCCGAUCCAGAGACCUCCAACAUGUACGGAAGUGGCCUCGAAGUCGCCAAGGUCGGCCAACCAGCCCCAUUCAAGAUCCAAGGUCGUAACAAGGAAGGUCAAACCGUCACCCAAGGUGGUGAUGAGUUUGCCGUCACUGUCACCUCAUCCGAAGGUCCAGUCCCAGCCGAGCUCAAGGACAAUGGCGACGGUUCAUACGACGUUGUCUACACCCCAACCACCAACGGCACCCACAAUGUCGAAGUCACUCUCCGUGGCAUCCCAUUGGCCCAAGGUCCAGCCCAAGUCACCGUCCUCUCUGGUGACGAGUCGCUCUCCUACUGCUCUGGUCCAGGUUUCGAAGCUGCCCAAGCUCGUCGUCCAACCCAAUUCACCAUCCACUCUGUCAAGGCUGACGGAAACGCCUCCAACUUGGGCGGUGAUCCAUACCAAGUAUCCAUCGUCGGUCCACACCAAGUCGACGUUGCCAUCGCCGACAAUGACAACGGUACCUACACUGUCUCUUACACCCCAGAAAAGCCAGGAGACUAUGAGAUCAACGUAGAACUCAACUCCAAGCCAAUCAAGGAGAUUCCAAAGGCCAUCCACAUCAAGCCAGCCGCCGAUCCAGACAAAUCCUACGCCUUUGGCAAGGGUCUCGAACAAGGAGAAUGUUUCCAACCAUCCAAGUUUAAGAUUCAAGCCGUCGACCCAGACGGAAACAACCGUACCGAUGGUGGUGACGGUUUCAAGAUCACAGUCUCUGGUCCAGCCCAAGUCGAGCCAUGGAUGGUCGACAAUGGUGACGGUACCUACGACGUCGAGUUUGAACCAAAGGUUCCAGGCGAAUACGUCAUCGACCUCACCCUCGACGGUGACACUGUCAAUGGUUUCCCAAAGACCGUCAUUGUCAAGCCAGCCCCAAGCGCCGACGCCUCAUACGCCAAGGGCAAGGGUCUCAAGAAGGCCUUUGACAAUGAAGUCGCUGAAUUCACCAUCUUUGCCGUCGACACUGAAGGCAACCCACGUACCGACGGUCAAGACCCAUUCGAAGUCAAGGUCACCGGUCCAAACGGAGACAUUGAAGCCAAGGUUGAAGACAAGAACGACGGUACCUAUGACGUCAAGUACGAACCACAAGUUGAAGGAAACUACCAAGUCCUUGUCACCCUCCGUGGCGCCCCAAUCAAGGACAUGCCAGUCAACGUCACCUGCAUUGAAGGUGCCGAUGGUGAUCAAUCCUCAUUCGGUUCAUUCACCUUUACCGUUGCCGCCAAGAACAAGAAGGGCGAGCCAAAGACUGUCGGUGGUGAUCUCUUUGAAGUUGCCAUCACUGGUCCAGCCGAAUUCAUCACCCUCGAUGCCAUCGACAAUGGAAACGGUACCUACACUGCCGCCUACGCCCUCGCUGGUAACGGUAGAUUCAAGACCGCCGUCAAGUUGAACGGUAAGCACAUCGAAGGUUCUCCAUUCAAGCAAGUCCUCGGUAACCCAGCCAAGAAGAGUGACGAUAUUAAGGAAUUCACUACCUCUGCUACUUCCAAUCAAAUCGAUGCUUAA
This is a messenger RNA of Cavenderia fasciculata, 2574 nucleotides long. RefSeq names its product gelation factor (gene abpC). Gene Ontology annotation, molecular function: actin filament binding. The record is from RefSeq and is a predicted model, not a curated record. The transcript is spliced from 2 exons. NCBI's taxonomy places the organism in Eukaryota, Evosea, Eumycetozoa, Acytosteliales, Cavenderiaceae. Gene Ontology annotation, biological process: actin cytoskeleton organization. Bases 1 to 2574 code for a protein of 857 amino acids.